AUGUCUAAUCAGAUCGGAGACCUCUACCAAUCUGUUAUCGAUGAAGUCCUUGAGAACGCUCGACAGGAUUUCCAGGAGCGUGGCGAAGAUGAUAGUGUUCUGAAUCUCCUUCGGAACGCCUGGCAACAACGGCUCUCUGAAAUGAGAGUGGGUGUGAUGCCCUGGGAUAACGCAGGUCCAACUAUACCCACGAGCGGAUAUGAUCCCAUCUAUGGGUACCGUGGCACUGCUGAGAUGCCCCAACUGAGUGGUAUUCCACCUGCCACUGGCCAGAACACACUGCAUACCUUGCCCCCAGGUAACGGCCUUAGUAUUCCAGGCACCUAUACUAACAAUGGGGGGCUUGUACUACCCCGUUUGCCACAAACCGAUGGCUUGAACGGUGACGAGUCUGAGGAAAUCAAACCCGACGUCAAGAAAGAAGACGAUUCAGGCGAUCUGGGUAGUGAUUUAGGCGAAGGGCUCAGCGACGCUGAGGAGUCAGAGGACGAGCUCAACAGCGAAAACGACGGCGAAGAGGGCGGCGACCAGGAUGUAAUUCUAAGCCUUUAUGACAAGGUCCAGCGUGUCCGCAAUCGCUGGAAGUAUGUUUUGAAGGAUGGUAUUGUUAAUAUUGGCGGCAAAGACUAUGUGUUCAGCAGAGGAACCGGUGAGUCUGAAUGGUAG
Wickerhamiella sorbophila is the source of this 666-nucleotide messenger RNA. RefSeq names its product Transcription initiation factor IIA subunit 1. The record is from RefSeq and is a predicted model, not a curated record. The coding region runs from base 1 to 666 and encodes 221 amino acids. NCBI's taxonomy places the organism in Eukaryota, Fungi, Ascomycota, Dipodascomycetes, Dipodascales, Trichomonascaceae. Gene Ontology annotation, cellular component: transcription factor TFIIA complex. Gene Ontology annotation, biological process: transcription initiation at RNA polymerase II promoter; transcription by RNA polymerase II. The transcript has a single exon.